Molecule: messenger RNA, 1658 nt
Organism: Physcomitrium patens
Lineage: Eukaryota; Viridiplantae; Streptophyta; Bryopsida; Funariales; Funariaceae
Molecular function (GO): metal ion binding
Source: RefSeq, a predicted model, not a curated record
CAAACGACCAGGACAAAGUUCGAUAACUUCUCAUGAAGGGGACAUCGAAAUGUGUUUUUUUGCGACUAGCUUGUGAAGGAUCCGGACGCAGUGGGCGCUGUUUUGAUCUGCACUUUGCGAAACCAGAGAGGAAGUUGUGUAGAAAUACUGUAGCUAAUUGGUGGUUGUAGCGACAAUCCUCAGCGAUGCCGAACCUCAUGAGCAUGGAAGAUUUGUUUUAUGGUGUUCCAGAGCCAACCUGGAUUCUGCCAACACGUGAUGCAACGCCGCCGCGGUAUCUUCACAAAGAGCGGGAGUUCUUAGAGCCUCCUCGAAGGCCGUACAAACCAGAGCCGCCUCGCCCCGUCGUUCACUAUAAUCCGCGCGCACCUGUGCAACACGACAUCCGGCCUAUCGAGCGGCUCGCUCGCGUGCACACGGUGCCCGAGCCCGUGCCGGUCGCCACGCAAGAAGAGAUUCGCAAAGUCGUGGAAGUGCCAACUGCGGUCCCUAUCACAGCACCAGUUCCAACUGUUGAACCGCAUCCUCCCGUUGUCACGAAGGAAAUAAUUCCACCGAUUCAUCGGCCCCUCAUCCAUCACCCAAUCGAACUAAGGGUGCCGAUGUGCUGCGAGAAAUGCAUCAAGAAGGUGAGGGACAGGCUUGAGGAUUUGGAAGGUGUAGAGAACGUCGUCACUGAUCAGUACAACCAAAAGGUAGUCGUCUACGGGCACGUCGACCCGGCUCGCGUUCUCAACCGCGUAAAACUCGUCAAGAAGCGAUCUGAAUACUGGGACAUGACCGUGGAUUACAGCGACGAGUAUCGCCGUGCUCGCCAAGCACAAGCCGAAGCCACGAGAGCCGAAGCAGUGAGAGCCGAAACCGCGAGGGCCGAGGCGAUCAAAGCACAAACACAUGCCAAGGCUCUGGUUGCGCCAACCUCAGUCUCCGAGCCUCCAAGAGUGAUGGUGAAUUUGCCGCAGGAGCACAAUGGUCCCAAAGUGACAGCCAUCCUGCCAGCGGAGAGGGAGAGCGCCAUGCCAUAUGUCGUAAAUCCUCGACACCACAGCGAACGGUAUGUGAGCCCACCAAGAGCUUCCAGACGCGAAAUGUUUGCAGAACCUCGGCGAGGGAUGAGGAGACCAGAGUUUUACAGCGACAGACAUCCGGAUGCCUACACAGUCUACUGAAAAACAAAAUUUCGGUGAACGAUUCAUUAGUACAAGCUGAGUUGACGAUGAGAUGCGUGGGUUGCACAUAUGCAGUGCUGCUCCUUAGUUUUGACAUUGUAGCAUGUCUUCGAAGCGGGGUGAACUGCACCAAUGCGCGUGGACUCGUACAGUCUAGACCCAAUUCUUUGUGAAAUACAAUAACUGUAAAUUUCGGUAGCGGAUCCCCUCUCUUCGGUGGGUCCUGUGGCUAAGACCGCCCACUCACUGCGAUGUCGGCGUCCAGGCUUCGACAUGCUUCGACGACGACGACGACUGUGAAGGGUCUCGAAGACGGUGAAGGGACUCGACGACGGCAUCCUUGUUUUUAUCUUAAAACACAAUUGUGAGGUCACGAAAACUCUAAAUUGGAGAAACUAAUUUGGGUGGUGGUGGUGGUGACUAUGGUUGUGACAUUUGGAGAAUUGGCUCUUAAUGAUGGUGAAGGAAGAAAAGAGUUCUUGUUUAGAA